AUGAAAACAAUUUGGACUUUUUUAACUUUGGUAUUGACUGCUCCUUUGACUAUUACUGUUAAACAUACUAAUAUAGUUACUAUCACUGGUUGUGAAUGUGUUGCUUCAUGUAAAAACAAUGGAUAUGUAAGAGGUUUUUCCUUUGCAAGUACUGAAACAUCUUUACCUACAGGUAAUUCAAUGGGAAUGCUGACGAUGAAGUCAAACUUAGUUGGAUUAAUACCACCAAAAGUAACUUCCAUUGAUCAUAAAAUCCCUACAGUUACCCAGGUUACAACCGUCGUUUCAGACGUUCCAGUGAGUUAUUCAACUACUUAUUCUUCUUUUACACCAUUAUUUGCCCCGAAGGGUCUUUCAUCUGAUCCCCCUGUAGUAUCAACUGAAGCUGAAACUUCUGAAUUGAAUCACUCCUCAACAUCAACACAAAUCUUCACUUCAACUACCGAUGAACAUCCAAUAGAAACCAUGAAUACACAAUCAGAUACAUUGCCAUCUAAUGUAUUAGAAAAAAUGUCAAUUGUGUAUUCAAACUUUCUGGGACAUUUUUCCAACUCGAGUGAAAAGUUCUGGUCAAGGUUUUGGAAUGAUGGGAAGUUCAAUGCACAAGAUCAAAUAUGUGUUGGUCAUUCAUUCACUGAACCUUCUGUUUGGGAAUUAGCGGUCGUUUCUAGAGCAAUUGUAUUUCUGGGGAAUACUGAUAAAACCAACAAAAUGCUUUCUUCUUUGUAUGAAUACGAGAACAAGAAUUUGAAGGUGUUUUCAGCUUCGACAGCAGGGGACGGAGAUAUUUACAAUGACGAUAAUGGUCAAAUUGCUUGGAGUUUCAUCGAUGGUUACAAGCUCACUGGGGAGGAUAAAUAUCUUAACUCAGCGAAGGGUAUAGUUAAUUUCUUGAUGCAACAAACCGAUGCUAAUGGAGGAGUUUAUUGGCACUAUGGUCAGAAUUAUAUUGCUUCUAUUUCAACUUCGGAGGCGGCAUUGGCGGCCAUGAGAUUAUUUGAGAUCACGAAAGACGAUAAACUCUUAACUUUUGCCAGAAAUUGUACCGAGUUCAUGUUCACAUAUUUUCAGGACCCCAAUGAUAAGUUAUUCUAUGAUGGUUUGGACUCUAACGAUUACAAUAAUCUCAAUAAAGGAAAACUCACAUACACAGUGGGGGUGACCUUGAGUACAUUGAGUUUGUUGCAUAAGUAUGACACCUCAGGUAGUUGGAUGCCAAAAAUCAUCCAAUUAACGGAUGCAGCAUUGAAUAGUACAGGAGCUUUUUAUAAUGGUGAUGGAAUCUGGAACAAUGCCAUGAGAUAUAGUCAUUUACUCUUCACCGGAUUGAAUGAUGUUCUCCAACUUAACCUUCACCAAUAUAAACCUUCUAUUUUGAAACAGGGUAAUUUCAUCAUUGACUAUCUCCAAGACACUGAUGAGUUGUUCUUCGAUUCCAUUGGAUCGUGUACUUCCUCGAUGAUUGGUCGUUAUAAAAAGAUUUUCGAUGAAAAUGUCAACAGCAAAGACAUCAAGUUCUGUAAUAAUGUUGCUACUAAAUCUCUUAUGGAUAAUGGAUCAGUAUUGCAAAUAUUAUUUCAAAUGUCAAGGAAUUUUUGA
Yamadazyma jaroonii is the source of this 1599-nucleotide messenger RNA. The record is from the annotation of a GenBank genome assembly. Lineage: Eukaryota; Fungi; Ascomycota; Pichiomycetes; Serinales; Debaryomycetaceae.